AUGGAGCGAAAUCCCGACAGUGCCUAUGGGGCGUCUCUGCUCCCAACGCAUAACCCUGGUGCCCCGAGGGUAUCGACACCUUUCGGCGAGGACAGCGAUGGCCGCCGAUCUCCCUCGCCACGCCACAUGAGAACAUCGUCUGCCCAGUCUAGGAGCAUGGCAGACGAAUACUCCUUCCUGACCCCGGCCGAAACAGCUGCCAAGCUGCAGACCUCGCUGAAGUACGGGCUCUCGCCGAGUGAAGGACUGAACAGACUGCGCGAUGGACCAAACGAGAUCCCCCAUGAGGAGCCGGAACCCCUGUGGCUGCGCUUCCUCGGCCAGUUCAAGGAGCCACUCAUUCUUCUCCUGCUGGCAUCGGCUGGCGCGUCUAUACUGCUUGGAAACGUGGAUGAUGCCGUGAGUAUAACUGUCGCCGUCACGAUCGUCGUCACCGUCGGCUUUGUGCAAGAGUAUCGCUCAGAGAAAUCGAUCGAGGCCCUGAACCAUCUCGUUCCCGACCAUGCGCAUCUGAUCCGGAGCCAGCCCUCCUCCAAGGGGCCGCUGGGCACCCGAACUCCCAAUCACUGGCCCCACGGCGCUGAAGACAAAGGAGGUCUGGAAGAUUCGGUCGGGUCGCUGGACGGCGCCCCGCCUGAAGAAGUGCUCGAGGCGUCGUCUGCCAAGGUCAUGGCCGCGACUCUCGUCCCUGGAGAUCUGGUGCUGUUCACUACGGGGGACCGUAUACCGGCUGACAUACGAGUCACCAAGGCCGUGGACUUGACAAUUGAUGCUUCAAAUCUUACUGGAGAAAAUGAGCCGGUCCGCAUCACCAGCGAUGCCCGGUCGCGGAACAUGCUUUUCCCAGCCGGCCCUGGCGCAUCGACACUUCAGCUUCCAAAUCCCUCGUUUGCAUCCCAGCCCGGCCAAGAAGGCGCACAAAAUGGGAGUGAUGCCUCUCAAGACGCUAAAAACAUUGUCUACAUGGGCACCUUGGUCAAGUCGGGACAUGGUCAAGGCAUUGUCUAUGCUACGGGCGGCAAUACCCUCUUCGGCACCAUCUCCCUCAGCGUCUCCGGCACCGAGAGCCCCCGCUCUCCCCUGCAACUGACCAUGGACGAUCUCGGCGCUCAGCUGAGUAAAUUCUCCUUCGUUGUCAUUGGUCUGAUAUCCAUGGUUGGGUGGUUGCAAGGCAAGGCCUUCCUCGAUAUCUUCACCAUCUCCAUCUCGCUCGCCGUCGCCGCAAUUCCCGAGGGCCUGCCCAUCAUCGUUACUGUCACCUUGGCCCUGGGUGUCCAUCGCAUGGCGAGACGCAAUGCUAUCGUUCGCAAGAUGCCCAAGGUGGAGACACUCGGCUCUGUCAAUGUGGUUUGCACAGACAAGACAGGCACCUUGACGAUGAAUCAUAUGACUACAACGAAGAUGUGGUACUUUGGCCGUGAUCAAUCUGCCGACGUUGACUCGGACGACGAGUUCACAGAAGCGUCGCCAGACCCUGCCACUCUGAGAAUACUUCGCAUUGGCAACAUUGCAAACAACGCUCGCCUGGCUCACAAAUACACCGAGAACGGGGCAGCUGCAAGGAGCGUCUUGGCAUCGACCCAAGGCCGUGACGAGACCAACUUUGGCUACACACGCUGGGUCGGACAGCCGACCGAUGUCGCCAUGCUAGAUCUCCUGGACAGAUUCAAGGAGCAUGAUGUGCGCGACUCGGUUGGGCCUCGUACGAACGAGACUCCUUUCAGCUCUGAACGGAAAUAUAUGGGGGUGACCAUUGGCAGCGAAGGUUCCAAAGGCGAGCGGGAUUUUGCCUAUGUCAAAGGGGCGCUCGAUAGAGUCAUUGGCCUCUGCGACACAUACAUCAAUGGAGAUGGCCGCGAAUUUGUUAUGGACUCUAACCGCCGCAAAGAGGCCCUGGAUGCGGCUGAAAGGAUGGCGUCCGUCGGGCUGCGUGUGCUUGCUUUCGCCAGUGGCCCAGUUGCGCGUUCCGCCCGCGCGAAGGGCAGUGCCACGCCGACCACUCGAAGCAGCACGCCCGGUGCCGACGCCCACGACGAUCUGUACAAGGGCCUCACUUUUGCCGGGCUGGUCGGCAUGAGCGAUCCUCCCAGGCCGGGCGUGGGUCGCUCCAUCCGGAAGCUCAUGCGUGGCGGGGUCAAAGUGAUCAUGAUCACAGGCGAUGCAGAGACGACUGCCGUCGCCAUCGGCCGACAACUCGGCAUGUCCAUCGCCACGCCCAGAGAGCACGCCGGCAACCAAGCCAGCGUGAGGCCUGUGCUCCGCGGCGACGAGGUCGACGACAUGUCUGAGGAAGACCUCGCCCAGGCCAUGCAGACGACCACUAUCUUUGCGCGCACCAACCCGGACCACAAGAUGAAGAUUAUCCGCGCCCUCCAGUCUCGAGGCGAUAUUGUCGCCAUGACGGGCGACGGAGUCAACGACGCCCCCGCGCUCAAGAAGGCAGACAUUGGCAUCGCAAUGGGCCGGCACGGCACCGAUGUGGCCAAGGAGGCCGCGGACAUGAUCCUGACCGACGACGACUUCUCUACCAUUCUGCAUGCUAUCGAAGAGGGCAAGGGCAUCUUCAACAACAUCCAGAACUUCUUGACAUUCCAACUGAGCACAAGUGCUGCCGGACUCUCCCUCGUCCUGCUCUGCACGUGUCUUGGAUUCAAGUCGCCCCUAAACGCCAUGCAGAUUCUCUGGAUCAAUAUCAUCAUGGAUGGCCCUCCAGCCCAGUCUCUAGGUGUCGAAGCAGUGGACAAGGACGUAAUGAACCGGCCGCCUCGAAAGCGUAACGAUCCCGUGUUGACUCGAGCUCUCGUUAUGCGUGUCAUGCAGUCUGCCUUCAUUGUCAUGUUCGGCACCAUGAUGGUGUACACGCACGAGAUGCUCGAGGACCGCGAGGUCACUCGUCGUGACACGACUAUGACGUUUACCUGUUUCGUCCUUUUUGACAUGUUCAACGCGCUGGCCUGCCGCUCCGAAUCCAAGUCUGUGCUGCGGGGAGAGGUUGGACUCUUUGACAACAAACUCUUCAACUGGGCCGUCUCUCUGAGCCUUAUCGGCCAGCUGCUCGUCAUCUACUUUCCUUUAUUGCAAGAGGUCUUCCAGACCGAGGCCCUUGGGUUCUUUGACUUGGUACAAUUACUCACCAAUUCGAUCAUACCUCCUGGUCACGACCUCCACCGGCAAAGGCACUCGAGGAGCUAUGCGCCGCCACCAGGACAGGCCGCCACUCCAAUGUCUGCCCUCCCCAAUGGCGUCUCCUCCACCGCUGCCGCUUCCCCUUCGAAAAUGCCGGGCAACAAAUCAGACCCUGCGCUGAAGCCCAUCGGUGCUGCCGCGUCUUCUCCCGCCGCCGCGGACCCUGCCAGCGCCCUUCACUCCGCGACCUCGACGUCCGAUGUCCGUGCCGCCCUCGCGGCCCUGCACGCCCACGAAGAUGAGCUGACAGCCCGCCUCGACGGGCUCCGGGCCUCCCACGCCGACCUCAACCGCGACCUGCUGCGGCUCGACUCGCUGCGCGCCGCGCUCGGGUCGCAGGUCAUCGUGACCCGCGGCAUCUCCAACACGAUGCUCGCCUCGGCCGCCGACACGGCCGGUCGGCUCUCGUCGAGCGUGCGCGCGCUCGACCUCGAGAAGUCGCGCGUCGAGGAGACGCUGCGGGUGGUGGAGCAGGUCGCCGAGCUCAAGGCCUGCGUCGCCGGCGUGGUGGGCAGCAUGGGCGCGCCGCAGGACUGGGAGGCCGCGGCGGGCUACAUCGCCCGCGCGUCGAGGAUACCGGACGAGAUCGUCAGGAGCGGCUUCGCCAACGCCGUGGUGCCCACCGUCGAAAUCCCCGACGCGCCCUCGGAGACGCUCGAGGAGGCCAGGGAGAGCCUGUGCGGGCUGUUCCUGCGCGAGUUUGAAAAGGCUGCCAAGGAGGGCGACGGGGCCAAGGUCACGCGCUUCUUCAAGCUGUUCCCGCUGAUCGGCAGGGGCGACGUCGGCCUCGACGUCUACGGGCGCUACGUCUGCCAGGGCGUCGCGGGAGAGGCGAGGGCGGUGCUCAAGGAGAACUCUACGCUCGCCGGCCAGACACGCAAGGACGGCUUCUUUUACGCCAACGCCCUCACGAGAUUGUUCGAGCACAUUGCGCGCAUCGUCGAUGCCCACGGCGGCCUGGUCGAGAGGCACUACGGCUCGGGCAAGAUCAUCAAGGUCAUCGAGCGCCUGCAGAUGGAGGCCGACGUCCAGGGCGGCAUCAUUCUGGACUCGUGGAGCGACGAGCGCGCUGUCGAGAGAAAGAUCACUGACGUCCGGAGUUACCCCUUCUCCUUCCUCGUACAGAGCUUCGUAUCGCAGCAUAGAGGUCCGCUCGGCACGUCGAGAGUGAACUCGCCCGCUCUAGGGGGCGGAGCGGAUAAGCCUCGUGAUAGCGAGGAUGAAGGCGUCAAUAUGAAGGAAGUGGACGGUCUCCUGAAUGAGAUCGCCGCCAUGCUGGGUAAAUGGGCGCUGUACACCCGAUUCCUAGCGAGCAAAUGCAAGGACCCUGAUGCUUCGGCUGACGCCGCCUAUGGCAUACCAUCCCUGAUUACCAAAUCGAAUCUGCACCGCAAGGUGGCUACAAAGCUCAUUGCCCCCUAUGAAUCGAUGAUGGCAUUCUACUUUAGAAGAUCGGUCGAGAAGGCUUUCCAGCUGGACGAGAUGCCCAGUGGCCUCUCCCUGACCAUGUCCAGACCAAUCGACAGCAACCCUCCCUACAUCAUCUCAGCCGUUGACGACGUCAUGUACAUUGUCAGUGCCGUCAUCAGGAAGUCUCUUUCAACAUGCCAGAGAGACGUUGUCGCCUCUAUUAUCCCGGCCAUCGGCAGGAUCCUGAGCUCGGACUUUGUCGUCAUGAUCCAAAAGAAGAUGCGUGACGAGUAUUAUCCCAAGCCAGUAGUCCGGGACGGUCUGCCCCCAGAAGACAAGGUCAUUGGCUUCAUCGUGCUCAACAACACCCUCGACAUGGCCAACGAGUACCUAUCCCGCAUCAUCUCCGGCCGACUGGGUGUCUCGCCUGACCAGCCGACCCUCCCCGACAUCAGCACUUCGCCCCUCAAGGAGUUCUUCCCCUUUGAGCAGGACAUCGCGCUCGUGACGUCCUGGCUCAACAACCUCAACACCAGCUUCCAGGCCAAGACGACCGAGCUCCUCAACGACGGCCUCACCGCCCUCUUCAACAACGUCAUCCGCGCGCGCCUCCGGCCCGUCCUGCAGGAGACGUUUCGCGACGCGGACUACUCCCUCGCCGAGGACGAGCUCGCCGAGCUGGCGGCGCAGAACUUUGACGGCGACGAGGAGCAGCUGCUCGAGCAGGUGCCCCGGCGCUUCGAGCACGGCUGGGACGCCCUCAUGCGGCCCAUCGCGCGCCUGGCCACGCCCUCCACCUUCGCGACACUGCUCGACCUGACGGCCCGGCACCUGGCCCGCGUGCUCGAGAAGCGCGUGUGGAGCUACGGCGGGCGCACCAGCGCCUACGGCGCGAUCCGCAUGGAGCGCGACUUCAACGGCGUCGUGGCCACGGUCGCGCGCGAGAGGUACGGCGUGCGCGAGCUCUUUGCGCGCACGUCGCAGGUGCUCAUGGUGGCCAACAUGGAGGAGGACGAGUGGGAGGAGCUCGCUGGCGAGAGCGCCGACGACGACGACGGGAUGGUGUGGCACAUCACCGAGGAGGAGAGGAGGAAGGCGAGGACGCUGGUUCGAGACUAG
Thyridium curvatum is the source of this 5715-nucleotide messenger RNA. RefSeq lists its product as uncharacterized. Gene Ontology annotation, cellular component: membrane. Bases 1 to 5715 code for a protein of 1904 amino acids. The transcript is spliced from 5 exons. Gene Ontology annotation, molecular function: transporter activity; ATP hydrolysis activity; ATP binding. The record is from RefSeq and is a predicted model, not a curated record. NCBI's taxonomy places the organism in Eukaryota, Fungi, Ascomycota, Sordariomycetes, Thyridiales, Thyridiaceae.